CAAUUUCCCAUGAUGCAUUACGUUUCGGUGACGAGUUACACGCGCUGCGCCAGCUUCCCCGUGUCAGGACUUUUCACGUGUCUAUAACGUUUACUCCUCACUGAUUACCGGAGACUUUGUGCACUUCUUAUCUACAGCCACUCAUCUCCCGAUCCCCGCGCGGCUGUAACUGUAAGGAGCGCGAUGUUGUCCGCGGUACCGAAACGUUUGCUCAUGCGCAGGUCCCGCAGUCUGUCACCCUGUCGCCUCCUCCAUACCGACCCCGGGCAAGCUAAUGUGCGCCGUCCCAAUGUGGACGACCUUCAAGCUUCUGUGAGGAGGAAUCCGGGGAUUUUCGCGUCCUGCGCCUCCAGCAAUUGUACGUUAAUGAGGGAGCGCGAGGAAGCGUGUAACAACACCGGGAACCUUCAUGCGCAGUACCGGCAGUUAGCCAGUAGGUGGCGCACGAGCCUGGAAAGUCGGAGGAGCUCGUGGGCGGCGCUGGUCACCGCGGGGCACACCGGGUCUUACCGGGAGGAGAGGGGGGGCCAGAACACCGGGUACAGGGGAUGGAGAGGAGCAGCUUCAGCAGGAGUUCUAUCCACUGGCGCCCUGGUCUUCUGCUUCAACAAAGACAACAACAAAAACACUGCUGAAGCUCUUCUGAAUGCAGCCAGAUCCAACAAUGCAGAGGAGGUGAAAAGGUUGCUAGCAGAUGGAGUUGAUCCAAAUACUCGUCAUCAUCUCGGUUGGACUGCUCUAAUGGUUGCCUCCAUGAAUGGACAGCACAAUGUGGUGAAGGUUCUGUUGGAGUCCGGUGCUGAUCCGAACCUUGGAGACGACUUCAGCAGUGGUUACGGAACAGCACGUGGUAAAGGCAUACACUCACUGGAGGUGUUGGUGACGAGGGAGGAUGAGUUCAGUAAUCGUCUCAGCGCUCGAGCCAGUUUCCGUGGUUGCACACCACUUCAUUACGCUGUCCUCGCUGAUGACCUCCGCACUGUGCGCAUGCUCCUUGAUGCAGGUGCGAACCCCCUGCAGGUGAAUGAGCUGGGACACACUCCACUGUCUUACGCUAAAGAGGGAGAGAUGCACACACUGCUGAAGGAGCGUGAGGAAAAGUUUAAGGAAGAACAGAAGCAGAGGGAGGUGGAGGAGAGGAGGAGGUUUCCUCUGGAGUACAGACUAAAGGAGCACAUCAUCGGCCAGGAGGGGGCCAUCGCUACUGUUGCCUCAGCUAUCAGGAGGAAGGAGAAUGGCUGGUAUGAUGAAGAACAUCCCCUUGUCUUCCUCUUCCUCGGCUCUUCAGGAAUUGGUAAAACGGAAUUGGCAAAGCAGGUGGCUCGUUACAUUCACAAAGACAUCAAAAAGGGUUUCAUCAGAAUGGACAUGUCAGAGUUCCAGGAGAAACACGAGGUGGCUAAAUUUAUCGGUUCUCCACCGGGGUAUGUCGGUCAUGAGGAAGGCGGUCAGCUCACUAAACUGCUGAAGCAGUGUCCGAACGCUGUAGUGCUCUUUGAUGAGGUGGAUAAAGCACAUCCUGAUGUCCUCACCAUCAUGCUGCAGCUUUUUGAUGAGGGACGUCUGACAGAUGGGAAAGGGAAAACCAUUGAAUGCAAGGAUGCCAUCUUCAUAAUGACCUCCAAUGUGGCAAGUGAUGAAAUUGCCCAGCAUGCGAUACAGCUCAGACAGGAAGCUCAGGAGCAGAGUCGUCGCCGUCUGGCAGACAGUCUGGAUGAAGUCCAGCAGAGUGAGAAGAUUACCAUCUCUAAGAAGUUUAAAGAGGAAGUGAUUCGCCCCAUACUGAAGGCCCAGUUCAGACGGGAUGAAUUUCUGGGACGAAUUAGCGAAAUCGUUUACUUUUUGCCUUUCUGCCACUCUGAGCUUAUUCAGCUCGUAAGCAAAGAGCUCAACUACUGGGCAAAAAAGGCCAAACAGAGGCACGACAUCAACCUGCUGUGGGAGCGAGGCGUGCUGGACCUGCUGACUCGAGGAUACAACCUUCACUAUGGCGCUCGCUCCAUCAAACAUGAGGUGGAGCGUCGGGUGGUGAACCAGUUAGCAGCAGCAUACGAGCAGGAGCUCCUCCCUGAAGGCUGCACGCUCCGCCUCACUGUGGAUGGAGAACUGCAAAAUGAAGAGGAGGAACAAGGGAGUCCAUCUCUCCGCCUGGAGAUAGUGGAUAAAGACAGCAAAACACGAAAGCUGGAAAUUCGUCAACCACAAAACCCAGAGCAGGUGGCAUACAGGCACUAACUAACCUCCUGUCAAACACCCGCUCACCUCCUGUCAAACACCCGCUCACCUCCUGUCAAACACCCGCUCACCUCCUGUCAAACACCCGCUCACCUCCUGUCAAACACCCGCUCACCUCCUGUCAAACACCCGCUCACCUCCUGUCAAACACCCGCUCACCUCCUGUCAAACACCCGCUCACCUCCUGUCAAACACCCGCUCACCUCCUGUCAAACACCCGCUCACCUCCUGCUGAUCUCCUGAGUGAUGUAUCUAUAUAGUUGUUAUUCCUGAUGAAGAGACUCAUCCUGGAAGCACCAGCAUGCUGGACGCUAAAUACAAUGCUUCUGAAAGGUCUACGUUUCUGUUCAGACCAAAGGACAGUUAUGGAUUUUUCAGAACCAAGGAAAUUCUGCAGAACUGAUGCAGCAUUGCUUCAUACUUUGGGGAUUUAAAAUCUUCAUCAUCUGUGUGUCACUGCAGACACAAAAACAUGCCAAAUAAAUAUAAAUGUGCAAAAAUAUUACUUAAAAUAUCCGAAAAUAAUUUUGUUUAAAUUUUUUAAUAUUAUUUGUUUAUUCGAUAAACAUGAACUUUUUUUAUUAAGAUUUGUUUUUUUAAAUAAACACACAUGAAAGUUUUUAUUAACAUCACUAAAGUACAUGAAAUCACAUUUACUAAUAAAACUAAAUAAUAAUUUCA
This is a messenger RNA of Tachysurus fulvidraco (yellow catfish), 2916 nucleotides long. It is a transcript of the gene clpb, whose product is annotated as caseinolytic mitochondrial matrix peptidase chaperone subunit B. The transcript has 16 exons. Gene Ontology annotation, biological process: cellular response to heat. Bases 184 to 2235 code for a protein of 683 amino acids. Gene Ontology annotation, cellular component: cytoplasm; mitochondrion. Lineage: Eukaryota; Metazoa; Chordata; Actinopteri; Siluriformes; Bagridae. Gene Ontology annotation, molecular function: ATP binding; protein binding; ATP hydrolysis activity. The record is from RefSeq and is a predicted model, not a curated record.